Heterocephalus glaber (naked mole-rat) is the source of this 903-nucleotide messenger RNA. RefSeq names its product proteasome subunit beta 11 (gene Psmb11). The record is from RefSeq and is a predicted model, not a curated record. Gene Ontology annotation, cellular component: cytoplasm; proteasome core complex. NCBI's taxonomy places the organism in Eukaryota, Metazoa, Chordata, Mammalia, Rodentia, Bathyergidae. Gene Ontology annotation, molecular function: threonine-type endopeptidase activity.
AUGGCUCUGCAGGAUGUGUGCAAGUGGCAGGCUCCUGACAUCCAGGGACUGUCCCCUCGCUUGCCUCAGGCUGGCGGCUGGGUUGUGCCCCGGGGCUGUGACCCUCAGUCCUUCCUGUGGAUCCACGGCCCCAGGCUGGCCCAUGGCACCACCACCCUGGCCUUCCGCUUCCGGCAUGGCGUUAUUGCUGCAGCUGACACGCGUUCCUCCUGUGGCAGAUACGUGGCCUGUCCAACUUCACUCAAGGUCAUCCCUGUGCACCAGCACCUCCUCGGUACCACUUCUGGCACCUCAGCUGACUGUGCUACAUGGUACCGGGUACUGCAGCGGGAGCUGCGGCUUCGGGCAUUGAGGGAGGGUCAGCUGCCCAGUGUGGCCAGUGCAGCCAAGCUCUUGUCAGCCAUGAUGUCUCGCUACCGGGGGCUGGAUCUGUGUGUGGCUACUGCCCUGUGUGGCUGGGACCGCUCUGGCCCUGCUCUCUUCUACGUGUACAGUGAUGGCACCCGCUUGCAGGGGGACAUAUUCUCCGUGGGCUCUGGAUCUCCCUAUGCCUAUGGUGUGCUAGAUCGUGGCUACCACUACGACAUGACCAUCCAGGAAGCCUACACCCUGGCCCGUUGUGCUGUGGCCCAUGCCACCCACCGUGAUGCCUACUCAGGGGGCUCUGUAGACCUUUUCCAUGUACGGGAGAGCGGCUGGGAGUAUGUGUCACGAAGUGACACCUGUGUUGUGUACAGGGAGCUGCAGAUGUUCCCGGAACCAGAGCUGGAGGGUGAGUCCAGCCAGCCCCAGCCUGAGACUGUCAUUCCUCAUGGAGCUGAGGAAGGUGGAGAAUUCCCUGUGGGGCCAAGGGAGAUGGCACCAGAAGACUCCAGGAUGCCAGCAGAGACUGAGAGGCUGUGA